Molecule: messenger RNA, 834 nt
Organism: Aspergillus nidulans FGSC A4
Lineage: Eukaryota; Fungi; Ascomycota; Eurotiomycetes; Eurotiales; Aspergillaceae
Exons: 3
Coding region: 1-834 (277 amino acids)
Source: RefSeq, a predicted model, not a curated record
AUGUCUCAAGCCGUGCCGGCCGAAACAGCCAGCACGAGUACGAGAACCGAAAACCACACAACCACUACCGACAAGGAAGAGUCUUCGUCCACCACUGAAACCACAUACCCUACAACAACCACUAUUGAGAUACUUACCGGUACUACCACCACCACUAUAACAAUUACCGGCACACCGAAGCCAUAUACGACAUCGACAGGCACCAGCAGCACUACGUCAGACACGUCCACAGAUGGAGAUCCCACCCCCCAAGCAACUGUCACCAUAUACUCGCCUCUCCCAACAAGCAACCGAAGUGGAAACAGCCUUACAACAGGUGCGAAGGCUGGGAUUGGAAUUGGCGUUGCCCUCGGAGUCCUUUUAGUCAUCCUUGGAGCAAUGAUCUUCCUCCGUCGUUACCGCGGGUCAGCAAAAGGAGGAAACACUGGCCGAUCAGAGUUAGAUAGUGCUCCAAUUUCCGAGUCUGCAAACAAGACUGAUUCGCCUGUUGAGAUGGAGGCUACGGAGCGCCGUGUAUUUGAGCUCCCAACUAAGAGUGGCCUAGCAGAGUCGGGCGCUAACUGGCAAUAUGCUAUAGACCCAACGUCAGUGGCAAUCCAUCAAGACUACAACCGCGAUGGACAACUCCGGAAUCCCAUCUGGGCUCAGAACGCCACUCCCGUCGCCCUAUUUGCGGACGCGUGGUUGGUCCCCUGGGAGGAGAACUUGGGAAACGCCCCGGUGUCCCCUAAAUAUCCCAACGUCACUGGCUCUCCUAGUAAGAUCCGCUUGAUCCCCUACGGGUCGACGAAGUUGCACAUUGCCGAUUUUCCCAUUGCAGUACAGUCGUCCUAG